AUGGUCUCCUCAUUCCCAUUCCGUCGCCUUGUGCGCUUCGAGAACGAGUCAGGCGAGGUCAAGUACGGCGAAGUGGCGUCAGGAGAUCUGAAGACUCUGGUCGGUUCGACGGUUGAAGUCUAUACUGGACAAGUUCCAUGGGAUCCCGAUUUCCAAAAGAGUGGCCAGAAGGAUGUUAUUCACAAGGUUCUCGCACCUCUGCCUCGUGUGCCGAUUUUCAGUUGUGUCGGGCUCAACUACAAGGCACAUGCGGCCGAGACAAAGACAAACCCACCGGCAUACCCGAUCCUGUUCAACAAGCCUUCUUCUUGUCUCGCCGGUCCAGCCGAUGAUAUCCCAAUCCACAAAGAUGCUCAAUUUCUCGACUACGAGGGCGAAUUGUGUAUCGUCAUUGGACAAACAUGCAAGGACCUCUCAGAGACCGACGACGCGCUAGACUACGUGCUCGGGUAUACCGUUGGCAACGACGUCUCUUCUCGAUAUUGGCAGAUGCCUGACAGAUCCGGUCAACAAGCAGGUUACUCGAAGAGUUUCGACAAGUUUGCGCCCCUCGGACCCGUCAUCUGCUCGACUGCAGAGAUUCCGUCCCCAGGAACUUUGACUUUGGUCACGAAGGUCAAUGGGCUUGAGCGUCAGAGAAGCAGUAUCGAGGACCUGAUCUUCACCGUGCAAGACAUCGUCAGGUUCACGGCCAGGGGGCACACGCUGGAACCGGGCACAGUCAUCAUGACGGGCACGCCCAGUGGAGUUGCGGCAUUUAUGAAGCCACCGGCGUGGUUGAAGGACGGGGAUGUUGUCGAGAUCACCAUCGACGAAAUUGGCACGAUUUCCAACAAGAUGGUCUUCGAGUAG
This is a messenger RNA of Exophiala spinifera, 852 nucleotides long. RefSeq lists its product as uncharacterized. NCBI's taxonomy places the organism in Eukaryota, Fungi, Ascomycota, Eurotiomycetes, Chaetothyriales, Herpotrichiellaceae. Gene Ontology annotation, molecular function: acetylpyruvate hydrolase activity. Bases 1 to 852 code for a protein of 283 amino acids. The transcript has 5 exons. The record is from RefSeq and is a predicted model, not a curated record.